AUGGCUUGCGAGGACAGCACGGCUUGCGAGGACAGCACGGCUUGCGAGGACAGCACGGCUCGCGAGGACAGCACGGUAUGCGAGGACAGCACGGCUUGCGAUAACAGCACAGCUUGCGAGGACAGUACAGCUUGUGAGGACAGCGCAGCUUGCGAGGACAGCACAGCUUGCGAGGACAGCACAGCUUGCGAGGACAGCACAGCUUGCGAGGACGGCACAGCUUGCGAGGACGGCACAGCUUACAAAGACGGCACAGCUUGCGAGGACAACACAGGUUGCGGGUACAGCACAGCUUGCGUGGACAGCACAGGUUGCGAGGACAGCACAGCUUGCGAGGAUAGCACGGCUUGCGAGGACAGCACAGCUUGCGAAGACAGCACAGCUUGCGAGGACAGCAUAGCUUGCGAGGACAGGACAGCUUGCGAGGACAGCACAGCUUGUGAGGAUGGCUCAGCUUGCGAGGACGGCACAGCUUGCGAGGACGGCACAGCUUGCAAGGACAUCACAGCUUCUCAACUUGAGAGGACAGCUCAACUUCAGAGGACAGCAAAACUUGAGAGGACUGCUCAACUUGAGAGGGCUGCUCAGCUUCAGAGGGCAGCUCAACUUGAGAGGGCAGCUCAACUUGAGAGCCCAGCUCAACUUGAGAGGGCAGCUCAAAUUGAGUGUACAGCUCAACUUGAGAGGAAAUCUCAACCUGAGAGGACACCUCAACCUGAGAGGACAGCUGAACUUGAGAGGACAGCACAACUUACGAGGACAGGAAAGCUUGCGAGGACAGCAAAGCUUGUGAGGACAGCAAAGCUUGUGAGGACAGCACGGCUUGCGAGGACAGCAAGGCUUGCGUGGACAGCACGGCUUCCGAGGACAGCACGGCUUGCAAGGACAGCACGGCUUGCGAGGACAGCACAGCUUGCGAGGACAGCACAGCUUGCGAGGACAGCACAGCUUGUGAGGACAGCACAGCUUGCGAGGACAGCAUUACUUGAGAGGACAGCUCAACUUGAGAGGACAGCUCAACUUUGGAGGACAGCUCAACAUAAGAGGGCAGCUCAACUUGAGAGGGCAGCUCAACUUGAGAGGGCAGCUCAACUUGAGAGGGCAGCUCAACUUGUGAGGACAGCUGAACUUGAGAGGGCAGCACAACUUGCGAGGACUGCACAACUUGCGAGAACAGCAAAGGUCGCGAGGACAGCAAAGCUCGCGAGGACAGCAAAGCUUGCGAGGACAGCAAAAGUCGCAAGGACAGCACGGCUCGCGAGGACAGCACAGCUUGCGAGGAGAGCACAGCUUGUGAGGACAGCACAAAUUGUGGGGACAGCACAGCUUUCGAGGACAGCACAGCUUGCGAUGACAGCACAACUUGCGAGGACAGCACGGCUUGCGAGGACAGCUCAACUUGAGAGGACAGCUCAACUUGAGAGGACAGCUCAACUUUGGAGGACAGCUAGACAUAAGAGGGCAGCUCAACUUGAGAGGACAGCUCAACUUGAGAGGACAGCUCAACUUGAGAGGACAGCUCAACUUGAGAGGACAGCUCAACUAGAGAUGACAGCUCAACUAGAGAGGACAGCUCAACAUGAUAGGACAGCUCAACUUGAGAGGACAGCUCAACUUGAGAGGACAGCUCAACUAGAGAGGACAGCUCAACUUGAGAGGUCAGCUCAACUUGAGAGGACAGCUCAACUUGAGAGGACAGCUCAAAUUGAGAGGACAGCUCAACUUGAGAGGACAGCUCAACUUGAGAGGACAGCUCAACUUGAGAGGACAGCACAACCUGAGAGGACAGCACAACGUGAGAGGACAGCUCAACUUGAGUGGGCAGCUCAACUUGAGAGGACAGCUCAACUUGAGAGGACAGCCCAACUUGAGAAGACAGCACUACUUGAGAGGAAAGCACAACAUGCGAAGACAGCAAAGCUUGCGAAGACAGCACGGCUGGCGAGGAAAGCACGGCUUGCGAGGACAGCAAGGCUUGCGAUGACAGCACAGCUUGCGAGGACAGUACAGCUUGCGAGGACAGCGCAGCUUGCGAGGACAGCACAGCUUGCGAGGACAGCACAGCUAACGAGGACAGCAGAGCUUGCGAGGACAGCACAGCUUGCGAGGACAGCACAGCUUGCGAGGACAGCACAGCUUGCGAGGACGGCACAGCUUGCGAGGACGGCACAGCUUACAAAGACGGCACAGCUUGCGAGCACAGCACAGCUUGCGAGGACAGCACAGCUUGCGAGGACAACACAGGUUGCGGGGACAGCACAGCUUGCGUGGACAGCACAGGUUGCGAGGACAGCACAGCUUGCGAGGACAGCACAGCUUGCGAGGACAGCACAGGUUGCGAGGACAGCAUAG
Molecule: messenger RNA, 2352 nt
Organism: Schistocerca americana (American grasshopper)
Lineage: Eukaryota; Metazoa; Arthropoda; Insecta; Orthoptera; Acrididae
Product: plectin-like
Exons: 2
Coding region: 1-2352 (783 amino acids)
Source: RefSeq, a predicted model, not a curated record